Messenger RNA from Lachancea nothofagi CBS 11611, 2649 nucleotides. The record is from the annotation of a GenBank genome assembly. Lineage: Eukaryota; Fungi; Ascomycota; Saccharomycetes; Saccharomycetales; Saccharomycetaceae.
AUGGAGCUAAGUAAUUCGACAUCAGAAAAGAAAAAUCAUCAGGUGGAGAUAUUUCUCAAGUUCGCUUCUGAGAUAGGCAGAAUAGAUAAACAUGAUGCCGGUCGGCGAGUCCUCACCUUUCAGGAUUUCGUGAGAUUAAUUACAAGUUCGAAAUCACUGUAUUCUAAAUUUACAGACCACUCUUAUAACCUAAACCAGGUUCCUGAUGACGCUUUUGGAUGCAUUUUCUUUGCUUUAGAUGAAAAUAAUAAAGGUUUCCUGACGUUAAACGAUUGGUUUCAUUUCAACAACCUAUUGGAGUGCGAUAAUUAUCAUUUGAUUAUCCUAUAUGAGUUCUUCAAAAAAUUUGAUGUUGCUAACCUCAACAGGAAUUCAACUGGUUCACUGGCACAUGGUCUAAAAUCAAUUGAUUUGGCCGAUGAUAUUAGAACUAAGCCAGUGAACUAUGGAAGCAGAUUUCUUAGCUUUGAUAGCCUGUAUCUGAAUCUUUCUCAAUUUAAGGACACUAUCAAGUUGUUACACGAAUCGGUGAAUAACGAAUUCUUGACAGCAAAUAAAAUUUUGCUCAACUGGAACGACUUUAGGUGGUUAAAGUUCUAUCAAACUUUCCCGUAUAAACUAAGCGAGGGACCACACAUCAGCUUGAACGCUUUGGGGACGAUUCUACAAAACGAUCUGAAAAACGAAAAGCUGUACCUAGGCUUUGAGCGGCUGUCUCACAUAGAUCACAGAAACCAUGCUCUAGUAUUGAAUAAAAACCAGCUUGUUUAUUUAUUGAAGGUAUUUUACUCUCAUAGAAUAUCAGCUGACGUUUUCAACUCAUUGAACCUUUCUAAUACUAAGCUGAUAAAGUCAAACAACAACUGCAUCAAUUACAAUGUUUUCAAGGACAUUUUCUUUCUCUUUCAGAACUUUGACCUGCUGAAUCAGGUAUUCAUGAGAUAUGCCAAAUCUCAAAAUUUUGAUGACCAAGAUUUACGAGAAUGCGUUAUCUCGAAAGAGGAUUUAAAAGAUUUUCUGAGUAUUGAGUACAACAAGGUAAACAAUAUUGUGGAAUUUUCACCUUCGCAAAUUAAUCUCUUAUUCUCAAUAGUGGCAAAUUCUAAGAGGAGCAAGUUGAUUGAAAGAAGCCUUAAUACUCAUCAUGAGGACACCGCCAUUGAAAAAUUUAUCCAAAAUGACUUCUGCAAUGGAGACAGUCGUAAAAAGCAAACUUUGAGAGACUUUAACAACAACUAUCGCGAGGUGAUUGGUGGAAUAUCAGAUGAACUUAAUAAUGCAAAAAACAUACGUCGCCAGUCUUCUUCUGGGUUAUUCGAUCGUUUGUUCAAACCCAAGGAUGAUCUUGAUACCUUUUCGGAGCUCGACUUGACAAUGGAUGACUUUCUGAAAAUUCUCAAUCCUAAUUAUCUCAACGACCUUGUGCACCAAAUGGAAAUUCGCCGCAUUCAAUCUGAAUCUUUGUACACCAAUUUCUACUUUUUUCCUAUUUUCGACUCCAUCUACAACUUCUUGUUGGGAUCUAUUGCGGGGUGUAUAGGGGCGACGGCAGUUUAUCCAAUAGACCUGGUUAAGACACGCAUGCAAGCACAAAGAAAUUUCUCGCAGUACAAGAAUACGUUUGACUGCCUCGCAAAAAUUAUCUCACGCGAAGGUAUUCGAGGCAUAUACUCAGGGCUGGGUCCUCAGUUAAUUGGCGUAUCACCAGAAAAGGCAAUCAAGUUAACCGUGAAUGAUUACGUCCGGAGACAGCUGAUGGACAAAAGCCAGCGUCUGACAUUACCACUGGAAAUCCUUUCUGGCGCAGCAGCGGGGAUGUGCCAAGUUGUCUUUACGAACCCACUUGAAGUGGUCAAGAUCAGAUUACAAGUUAGAUCGGAGUACAGCUCUAGUUCACUUAGUUCCAAAGUCAAUGCCAUAAGUAUUGUAAAGGAACUUGGUAUCAAGGGUCUGUAUCGGGGAGUUGGUGCCUGUUUGAUGAGAGAUGUUCCAUUUUCUGCUAUUUACUUCCCCACUUAUGCGCACUUAAAAAAAGACCUUUUCAAUUACGAUCCACAAGACAAGACAAAGCGAUCAAGGCUACAUACUUGGCAACUACUGACAGCCGGUGGAUUGGCUGGCAUGCCUGCUGCUUACUUAACGACACCAUUUGACGUGAUAAAAACUAGAUUGCAGAUUGCUCCCAAGGAAGGUGAGACUAAAUACAAUGGUAUCUUCCAUGCCGCUAAAACAAUUUUGAGGGAAGAGAGUUUCAAGAGCUUUUUUAAAGGUGGUGGGGCCCGAGUAUUGAGAAGCUCUCCCCAAUUUGGUUUUACUUUGGCUGCCUAUGAAAUAUUUCAAAACUUGUCUCCGCUGAAUAAUCAAGCGGAAACUAAGCCGAAACAAGACAAUGAGACGCCUUCGGUAACUGGCACAUUUUCUAGGUUCUUCACGUCACUUAAGGAAUCAUCAAAGAGCCAUGUGGAAAUCACGGAGUUCUUUGGACCUUCGGUUGAUCCUUAUAGCUCAAACUAUUUGAAUUAUUAUUACAAGAGUUGUCAAGUGGCCAAAUUAUUUAUAGAUUUGGAUUACAAUUUUGCAAAAUUUGAUUAUGGAGUAUACUCCAAGUUUCACAGCUUCAUCAAAGAUGCAGAAUCAAAGCCAAAAUAG